AUGGCUGGCCUCUUCCGAAGGGUCUACGAUUGGCUGCUGCGCAUGUUCUGGGCGAUGGAGAUGGAGGUAACCAUGGUUGGUCUGCAGAAUGCCGGAAAGACCUCGUUGUUGAGAGUUCUCGCUGGAGGAGAGUUCACCCUCGACUCGAUUCCCACCGUCGGAUUUAAUAUGAAGAAGGUGCAACGAGGCCAUGUUACAUUGAAGUGCUGGGAUAUCGGUGGCCAGCCACGGUUUCGCACUAUGUGGGAGAGGUAUUGUCGGGGCGUGAGCGCUAUCGUCUUCAUCGUCGAUAUUGCUGAUCUUGAGUUGAUCCCCCAGGCCAAAGAGGAGCUCCAUGACCUCAUGGGCCGCAAAUCACUUGCUGGGAUCCCGCUUCUCAUCCUCGGAAAUAAAUCUGACCUCCCAGAGAAGUUGUCGGUAGAUGAACUGAUCGACGAACUCGACCUAAAGAGCAUAAGGGGCCGUGAGGUGUGCUGCUAUGGGAUCAGUGCGAAAGAAGAAACCAACCUGGAUGCCGUGGUGGAGUUCCUGAUGAAGUGGGCUAGCAGAGCUCCAUGA
This is a messenger RNA of Ilyonectria robusta, 558 nucleotides long. Its product is annotated as P-loop containing nucleoside triphosphate hydrolase protein. The transcript is spliced from 4 exons. Gene Ontology annotation, molecular function: GTP binding; GTPase activity. Gene Ontology annotation, cellular component: lysosomal membrane. The record is from RefSeq and is a predicted model, not a curated record. NCBI's taxonomy places the organism in Eukaryota, Fungi, Ascomycota, Sordariomycetes, Hypocreales, Nectriaceae. The coding region runs from base 1 to 558 and encodes 185 amino acids. Gene Ontology annotation, biological process: protein transport.